AUUUCCAUCCAAAGUCUCCAAACAUGGUGUAAUCUUUAUAACUACCCACCCAUCAGAAUCCGAUUCCUCUCUCUCAUUAAAUCACUUGAUCAUCCAUAUCUCUUUAAACAAAAUCUGAAUUACAUGGCAGAGUCUGUGAAGAAACCAGAGCUCUUCGAACUCAACAAUGGGAAAAUGAUUGUAAAGGUCUCCAACUAUGGCUGCACCAUCACUUCCUUAUCCGUACCCGGCAAAGAUGGUGAACUGGCUGAUGUUGUUCUCGGAUUCGACUCUCUCGAUCCAUAUCUGAAAGGUUCUUCACCUUUCUUUGGAUGCAUUGUUGGUCGAGUCGCAAACAGGAUCAAAGAUGGCAAAUUUACACUCAAUGGGGUUGAUUAUUCCUUGCCCAUCAACAAGCCCCCAAAUAGUCUCCAUGGUGGAUUCAAGGGUUUCGAUAAGGUGGUUUGGGACGUUGUUGAACACAAACAGGGUGAAAAUCCAUCCAUUGCUUUUAAAUAUCACAGUCAUGACGGGGAGGAAGGUUACCCAGGAGAUGUUUCUAUAACUGUAACUUACACCCUUACUUCAAGCACGACAAUGAGGCUUGACAUGGAGGCUGUACCUGAAAAUAAGCCCACUCCUAUCAAUUUAGCUCAACACACUUACUGGAAUUUAGCAGGUCACAACUCUGGGAACAUACUCGACCAUUCAAUUCAGAUAUGGGCAAAGCAUAUCACACCCGUGGAUCAGAACACCGUUCCAACGGGUGAAAUCAUGCCAGUUAAAGGCACUCCUUUUGAUUUCACAGCUGAGAAGAAAAUCGGGAGUUCGAUUCAUGAGGUUGGUUUAGGUUAUGACCACAAUUUUGUGCUGGACUGUGAGGAUGAAAAAAUGGGCUUGAAACAUGCUGCAAAAGUGAAGGACCCAUCAAGCUCAAGGGUCCUAAAUUUAUGGACCAAUGCUCCCGGUAUGCAGUUUUACACGGCUAACUAUGUGAAUGGAGUUGUGGGUAAAGGAGGGGCUGUGUAUGGGAAGCAGUCGGGGCUCUGUUUGGAGACGCAGGGAUUUCCAAAUGCCGUUAAUCAGCUGAACUUCCCAUCUGUGAUUGUUAAGCCCGGUGAGAAGUAUCAACACAGUAUGUUGUUUGAAUUCUCAGUCGAGUAGGGUAUGCUAGUCUUGGAGAAGGGAAAACGUGAAUAAAUUCUGUUCUUUUUUCUUUUUUUAUUUCUCUCUCUUAGUUCUUAUGGGGUUAUCUGUUCUUUUUUAUGUUAUGGGACCCGAAAUAAUAAUGAGAAAGUUAGUUGAAGUAUGGUUUUUUAGAGAUUGUUCUCUGCAAUGAAUUGCUUAGGAGAGAUGAUCAUCCAAUGGAGAAAACUUUGAGUUAUACAUGAAUAAAGUCUGGUUGUAAUGGAGAAAGCACUGGUUUUGCUUGGUGUGCUGUAAAUACCCGACAUAUCAAUUUAUCAGAAUUUUGGUGUCGUGUA
This is a messenger RNA of Camellia sinensis, 1463 nucleotides long. RefSeq names its product Galactose mutarotase-like superfamily protein. NCBI's taxonomy places the organism in Eukaryota, Viridiplantae, Streptophyta, Magnoliopsida, Ericales, Theaceae. Gene Ontology annotation, molecular function: carbohydrate binding; aldose 1-epimerase activity. The record is from RefSeq and is a predicted model, not a curated record. Gene Ontology annotation, biological process: beta-D-galactose catabolic process via UDP-galactose, Leloir pathway; glucose metabolic process.